Molecule: messenger RNA, 3174 nt
Organism: Caenorhabditis auriculariae
Lineage: Eukaryota; Metazoa; Nematoda; Chromadorea; Rhabditida; Rhabditidae
Source: the annotation of a GenBank genome assembly
AUGCUCGGAACGAUUUCAAAAGCAGUUUUCCACAAGGAGUCAUACGCAGUUGAUGAGCCUGGUUGGAAAGGCGGUCCAGAAGAGGAAUUAGAACCUUUGGAUCCGGACGCUAGCUUUUUAUCAGAAAAUCUGGAGAGUAAGUUUUUAAACACAGAAAUUUACUUAUCGUCAGCUUUUUGUUACGAACUUGACUUCAUGGCGACCAAAUGUAAGGAUAGUUUCGUUCUAUCUGAUUCUUAUCUUGUUUCUGGUGUAAAUUUCGUUUGAAAAAACCUUAUUAAGUUUUAGAAAUGUUUUAUUAGGCCAAAAAUUAAACUAUAAAGAUCAAAAAUAAGGAGAUGGGCUCGCAAUUGUGUCGAAAUUCGAAAAGCUCAGCUUCCGAUUGGUAAAAUCUCACGAACUUCUUGUUUCUUAUUUCGAUUUAAGUUUAUUUCAUUUCAGGAAAGGGAAGUAAAAAGUACGGCAAGUAUAACGUCUCGUUUUGCGAAGAAGUGACCCCGUAAGUUUUUCAUGGCAUCUUUUUAAAUUAGUGCUCCUGUUUUCAGAAUACCGAUUGAAAGAAGAAAAUCAAAGUGUCAUAAAUUUGCGUGUCUGUUCUGUGUGCUCUGUUCGUUACUUAUCGUUUUCACCGGUCUACUUUUCUCCGUCAUUUACUUUUCAUACAUCCCAUUUUACCCUUAUGCAGAACAUCAGCGUUUUUGUGAGCAUUUUUGGAUUUCAUUGAUUUUUUUUCGUGCUUUUUUAGAUUUCAAAUCCCUCGCACCUGAUUGUUCCAACAGAACGGCCGAUAAUCUCAAAGAAUUUGAGCUCUAUCACACUGGAGAGUUAGUUUCUGAGAAAAUUGAAUUUUCGAGCCGUUUUCUUCCAGAUUUGGACAUUCUUACCAGUCUCAGUGGGCUGUAUGCGAAGGAUUCAUGGCGUUCAACGAAAACAGACAUCGAAUCGAUGAAUACAAUAAAAAUAAUAAAAUACGCUUGUUGAAUUCGGACGCUGCCAAGUUUGGCAUCACGAUAUUCACCGAUUGGAAUCGGGAGAAACGAAGAACGGUUCGUUUGGGAAUUGCGGAAACAAAUUCCGUUGCGAGUUUUUGAGAAAUCUUUGAUAGAGAAAAUUUUUUUUCUCGAAAGUUUCCUUUUUUGUUGAGAUUUGUUUUUUAUACAGUUUGAUGUUAUUCUAGAUUAGUUUCUUCAUCAGUUUAACGGAUUUUACGAACUUUUUUGUUUAAAAUUUUCUUGUACGCAGAAGAUUACUGAGACCUUAUUCGUUCAGAAACUUUCAAAGGAUAUAAACUUUUGUUUCCAUUCUCAAAUUUCAUUUAUUUUUUCUGCUCUCUGUAGUAAAAUACCAAAAUAAUUUUUAAAAUAUUCUCAGUGAGUUCAGCAAGUGUCCCCGAGUGAAGAAACGGCCCUGCCGAAUUCGGCACCCAAAGCCGAAACCAUCAACGGUCGUUAUGGAGUCGCGGUUCCCGUUGAUUGGAUGGAUGGCUUGUACGGUGGACAAAGAUCCGAGGAUGCCACGAAUUUCCGUCAGUUCAUUUUAUCAGAGCUGUUCUCAAGUCGGGGCGACCCCGGCCGAGGCCGCCCCGACCCGACCGCAACGCGCCCCUGAGCGCCCCGGCCCGCGAAGCGGUUUUCAUUCAGGCCCCCGAAGCGAGCGCGAGGACUUUUUCCGUAUUUUUUGUUUUUAUUUUAGUUUUUUAUAUUGAAAAUGAACUUUUAAGUUAUUUAUGAUUCAUGAAAAAUUUUAAUUUUAUUGUUUUUUUGACAGAAAUCGUGCUUUUUGAUUUCACUUUUUUUCGCAUCUUUUUUUCGUUUUUUUCUCUUUGUAAAUAAAUAAAAUAAUAUUUCAAAUAGUGGUUUGAAUGAAUUUUUUUGCAAAAAAAUGAAAUUCCUUAUGAUGUGAAAAAUUUCAAAUUUUUUUAUUUAUUAAUUUGUUUUCUCUAGUUCUGUAAAUUGUUCUGGCCACUCAGGAAACUAUUGAAUUUUUUUGGAUUAAUAUCUCAUUUCAUCGGUUUUUCUCUUUAUGUGCUCGAUAAUAAAUGUUUUUUUGUUUCACUUUCAUUUCAGUAAAACUUGCGCUUUUCAUAAUUCGCAAAAAACCGGGAGUCAAAACAAAAUUUGUAUCUACGGGUCGACCGAGUUGACCCUUACCAAAGGCUGACCGCGGCCGCCCUCGAAUACGCCGCAAGUCGGGGGGCCCUCGGUCGCCCCGAGAACAGCUCUGCAUUUUAUAUUUGAAAAAAAGUCAUCUUAUUCUGAAUAAUUUCAGUGCGUGGCGAUAGACGUUGGGCGGCGGUAGCCAUGCUUCAAAAACUUCAGUUUGCCGCUCGCAAUCGCAGGUUUGGCUCAAACAUCGAGAAAAAUCAACGAGAAUCUUUUCAAGCUUUAACGUAGCCCUGGCCAACCCCGACAAGUAUAACAUGACGGAUAAUCCGCGAUUCGAAGAAGAACAAGAUCGCUUGACGCUUUACUCGCCGCUCUUGAUCACAGAUGGCAAUUCGUCUUUCGGGGAUCUCUCCCCUCCGAAGCUCUACAAAGGACAGCUGGACCAGCCAGCGAUAUUCUCUGUUAAAGAUUCUAGAAGCAGUUCAACGGAGACUGAUUUGCUCACCUAUGUCGCCAAUUAUGGACCCGCCCUGUCGUGUUAGUAGUUUCUAUCUCUUUCAAGAAUAUUUAAAUCUGUUGAAAAAUCGUGAAAAUUUUAGCGAUCUGCGUUCCCGAGUUUCUGUUCGACUACACGACCGGAAUCUUUUCAUACGAUCAGUGCAACUCGACUGAAACCCUUGGAUUCAUCCCCGUCAUCAUUGUUGGCUUUGGUGAGUUAUUCAUCUUUGUUUCCUAUAGUUUUCCGUGUUCUUUCGCAUUAAUUUUCCAUUCUUUUAAGCCUUGUUCAGAGUAAUUUCCACGAAAUUCAAAAAUAUUUCUGACUCUCCAAAAGUUAGUUAUCUUUUUCACUCUCUGUCAGCUUUUUUGAAAUUCGCGGUAUAUUGUUUUUUAAAAUAUAUUGUUUUCAGGCGUCGAGGACAACGUCAAGUUCUGGAAGGUUCUCGGCUGGUGGGGCACGAAUUGGGGCGAACAUGGCUUCUUCCGAAUUGAACGAGGCCGUGGCGCGUGCUGCUUGGGCGUGUCGGCUCCGAUUAUGGUCGACCGAGAGCCGAUUCCUCGCCGCAGCUGA